UAAAGAAGGACGAUUGUGACUGUGAAGAUGAAAAACAGAGCAAUGCAACAUGGCGACAAAACGCUUCACUCUCAGUGGCUGUCCUGCCUUACGCCUCCUCUCUCACAGUCACCUCUGCUCUAAUAAUAUCUCCUCUGUCCUCUCUCGCCGGAAACAAUAUGGAGACUCUGCCACUUCACUCUCCAUCUUCACCCACUUCCUUUUCUCCUAUCUCCUUCCAUUGUCUCCGAUCACUUCCCUCCAUUUCUCUACCUUCCAACCUCCCCGCCACCGUUACCGUUCUCCGCCCAAUUUCGUCUCUUUCCGCGCCGAAACUUCCUAUACUCAAACAUAAACCGCUCAUUUCCCCCCUUUCCAAGCCAAUUUCGAAAGGCCCAUCACUUGUCACGUGUUUCUCAUCCUCCGGGGAUGACAUCUCCACCGCCACCGAGCCGAAGCCGGAGCCGCAAGGCGCAAAGAUUAUUCCUUUGAUUAUCUCUGUUUCUGUUGGGCUUCUGGUUCUAUUUGUCGUCCCAAAACCUGACGAAGUUUCCGCUCAGGCGUGGCAAUUACUUGCCAUCUUCCUCUCCACCAUCGCCGGACUGGUUCUCAGUCCAUUGCCGGUCGGGGCCUGGGCUUUCUUGGGGCUUACGACUUCAAUUCUCACAAACACGUUAACUUUCUCCGCGGCGUUCGAGGCCUUCACCAAUGACGUUAUCUGGCUGAUUGUCAUUUCUUUCUUCUUCGCUCGCGGAUUCGUCAAGACUGGAUUGGGCGAGAGAAUUGCCACUUACUUUGUGAAGUGGCUGGGGAAGAGUACUCUCGGGUUGUCUUAUGGAUUGACUCUUAGCGAGGCCUUGAUUGCUCCGGCAAUGCCCAGCACCACCGCCAGGGCCGGCGGUGUUUUCUUGCCGAUUAUUAAGUCUCUUUCACUAUCCUCUGGUAGUAAACCGGGUGAUCCUUCUUCAAGAAAGCUCGGCUCAUACUUGGUCCAAUCUCAGUUCCAGGCUUCAGGCAACUCUAGUGCUCUUUUCUUGACUGCUGCAGCUCAGAACUUACUAUGCCUCAAACUAGCUGAAGAACUUGGAGUGAUAGUUUCAAAUCCUUGGGUUGUUUGGUUUGAGGCUGCUAGUUUACCUGCAUUUGUUUCACUUCUGGCUACUCCAUUUAUCUUGUACAAGUUAUAUCCUCCCGAAAUCAAAGAUACACCCGAGGCGCCUGCUAUGGCUGCAAACAAACUCGAACUUAUGGGUCCUAUCACAAAAAACGAAUGGGUGAUGAUUGGAACCAUGCUUCUAGCCGUCUCCUUGUGGGUUUUUGGGGAGGCGGUGGGUAUUUCUAGCGUUGUGGCUGCCAUGAUUGCGUUAUCGAUUCUCUUAUUGUUAGGAGUGCUUGAUUGGGAUGACUGCCUAAGUGAAAAAGCAGCCUGGGAUACACUGGCUUGGUUUGCAGUUCUAGUAGGCAUGGCAAGCCAGUUGACAAAUCUCGGGAUUGUUAGUUGGAUGUCUAGCUGUGUAGCCAAUUCCCUCGCGUCUUUAUCACUAAGCUGGCCUGCAGCUUUCGCCCUUCUCCAGGCCGCUUACUUCUUUAUACACUAUCUGUUUGCAAGCCAAACCGGGCACGUGGGAGCAUUGUAUUCUGCAUUCCUCGCUAUGCACUUGGUCUCGGGAGUGCCUGGCGUUUUAGCUGCAUUGGCUCUAGCUUACAAUACCAGCCUAUUUGGUGCCCUCACUCACUACAGCAGUGGUCAGGCUGCUGUUUACUUUGGAGCUGGGUAUGUAGAUCUACCGGAUGUGUUCAAAUACGGGUUUGUAAUGGCAGUUGUGAAUGUAGUAAUCUGGGGAGGUGUUGGAACACUGUGGUGGAAAUUCUUGGGCCUGUACUGACUUCAAUUCCUCAUCAUCUCUGUGUAAGUUGAAUCAUUUCUCUUGCUAUAACCAUAGGAACUUAGCAGAAGAUUGUUCAAAUGAUGGCUAAAAAGCAGGCUGGCAUUGUAUAGUAGCUCUGUUAGAUGUCUGCAACACUCUCCAGUAUAUAAUUGUUCUUGGCAUUCGGAUGGUAUAUUUCAAAUCCGAAACGAAUUUUUGGAGAGUUUUAAUUAAUGAAUAUUAGUUCAUUUUGC
Messenger RNA from Ipomoea nil (Japanese morning glory), 2101 nucleotides. Its product is annotated as dicarboxylate transporter 2.1, chloroplastic-like. Gene Ontology annotation, molecular function: transmembrane transporter activity. Gene Ontology annotation, cellular component: membrane. Lineage: Eukaryota; Viridiplantae; Streptophyta; Magnoliopsida; Solanales; Convolvulaceae. The transcript has 4 exons. Bases 159 to 1865 code for a protein of 568 amino acids. The record is from RefSeq and is a predicted model, not a curated record. Gene Ontology annotation, biological process: transmembrane transport.